AUGAUCUUUCAUCAUCGUCGUCCCCGGAUAGUCAACCCUCCACUAAUAUCUAGAACCCACCCCCAGCCCGUCGGCUAUCCGAUUCUUCACUAUCUUCGAGAAAAUUCCACAUAUUGCCCCCCCUUGUUGUGCCAGCCCCUUCACUCGUGGUGGGACUGCAUUCUGCUUGUCCUCUCCCCCAAGUGGCUGAGGACGUCGGUUUUGAUGUGGAGUACGUGGUGUGCAAUGGCCCUUGGUACGUUUCUUUCAUGUGUUGAGCAAGGAAAGAAGGAGGCUGAGGUGGUGUCUAGCAUACACAAUGUUCAACGUCUACCUCCCAAAACUCCUCGAAAUGGGGUGGGUCUGGAUCCACAGCAAAAUCAUCAUCCAUCCCACCAACAAAAACACUUGAACAGAGUUUAUGGGAUGUUGUUAUUUUCACUAUUGUGGGUGUCCAGGUUUCUCAGAGUGUGGCUCAUUGAAAUGAGGUUAGGCCAGAGGUGGUCCCUUGCUCAAAGCACCUUCAUCACUGUGUUCUUCUGCAUGGUGUUUGUGCUCAUGGAGUCAACAUAG
Laccaria bicolor S238N-H82 is the source of this 552-nucleotide messenger RNA. RefSeq lists its product as uncharacterized. The transcript has 2 exons. Bases 1 to 552 code for a protein of 183 amino acids. The record is from RefSeq and is a predicted model, not a curated record. Lineage: Eukaryota; Fungi; Basidiomycota; Agaricomycetes; Agaricales; Hydnangiaceae.